This is a messenger RNA of Mercenaria mercenaria, 843 nucleotides long. RefSeq lists its product as uncharacterized. The transcript has a single exon. NCBI's taxonomy places the organism in Eukaryota, Metazoa, Mollusca, Bivalvia, Venerida, Veneridae. The record is from RefSeq and is a predicted model, not a curated record. The coding region runs from base 1 to 843 and encodes 280 amino acids.
AUGGGAACAUAUAAAAAACGUCGGGACGGCAAAGGAGCAGCAAUUAACAUGUUACUUGCUCCUGCCCUUCAGGAUACUGCCAUCGGAAUAGAAAAAGUGAACUUGCUCUUAACAUCUAUGGACAUACCACCACCAGCUAGAAGCAACAUGCAAACUUUACUGAAUGCUGCCAGCCUCAACACUGUCAAGCUGAAUGAGGAGGACAUGGCAGCAAAAAGGCAGCUAGUCAUUCAGCAUAAUCUGGAACAAGGACAUCAGAACCCGCAACUUCUAGACCUGUACUUUGAUGGCCGCUAUAAUGCAACAAGAAUGGUGUCUUCUUACAAACCUGGGCAGGCAGCUUCACAAGCCUAUGGAGUUGCCACUGAAAACCAUACAAGCUACAAGUAUAUAGUGGGACUAGCUGUACAAAAUAAACUCUGCUGGACAGGUGCCUAUCUGAGGAGCAAGGGGUUCGACAUAACUUGUCCUGGUGGCCAUGCUGAAUGCACAGCAACAAUAUCAUACAUGCAGCCUCAUUCUGAAAGAAAAAUGGCAUAUGACAUUGCUGAGCAGUUGUCAAAUGAAGAUCUACUUGUCCGCACACUGACAACUGAUGAAGAUACAGCAGCUCGUCUGGGAAUGAAUGACUUCUAUGAUAAGCUAGGCUAUGCCUGGAGUGUCAACCGCCAGGCAGAUCCGCAUCAUCUUGGCAGCAGGCAAGUGAGAAAAGCCCGGACUUCCAACUGGAGCCAGACAGUAUUCGAAGGCAAAAAACUGACAGGCAGUGCCAGACAACAAGCCAUUUCCGCUCUGGGUAAAGAUAUCAAGGCCAGAUGUAGCGCCAUCAUAGAGAAACUUUGA